AGAGACAAGACAACCACAACCAAACGGAAAACAAGGAAAACGAGGAAAACGAAAGGAAAACAAACCAAGAAACGAAAGGAAAACAAACCAAGAAACGAAAGGAAAACAAGAACCAAUGGACCAACAACUGAUCGACUUACUCAAACAGUCACUCGAUCCAUCAACCCAGCCACAAGCCAGGAGGAACCUAGACCAAGAUCUGAGGGUUAACCUACCCACCCAACAACCCCUAGGAUUCAUCAACUCACUCACCAACAUCUCAAUCAACUCAAACUACCCAUCAGACCUUCGUCUCAAUGCUCUCGUCCUACUACGAACCAUCCCAAUCGAUCCCUAUAAUAACAAGAUAUGGUCAAACGCACUCAACACUGAUCAACAACGUCAGAUCCUCAACCAGCUCUUCAAUGCAUUACUCGCACCAACCCAAUCACCAACCCCUCCAGAGAUCAUCAAUCAACUGGCUCGAGUCAUCGCCGACCUCGCUAAGAACUCACGCGAGAUCACCUUACAAUCAUCCGACGAAUGGUCCACCGUAUUAAGACCAAUCCUUCUAGCCCGUCUUCUUCCCCAACAACAACAACCUCCAACACCAUCAAAUCCGAUCCUUCAGACUGCCCUUCUCGACAUCUUCGUCGCCCUGCCAUGGUUAUUCUCAAGCUCACCAGUCGAACUAGAAUCAAUCGUCCUGUCAAGCCUCAGCUCCGAUCAUUUCCCCCUCAGAUUAGCUGCCCUCCAAGCGAUUUGUGUUCUCACCUUAGACCUCGAAACCUCCUUCGCUCAGCCAGUCCUACAAGCCAUUCUCCUACCACUCCCAUCCCAUCCCAACCAACCUGACCUCGAAACCGCUUUGACCUAUCUCAUCGAAUUCGCCACCUUUAACGAUAUACCCGAUCUGACCACCUGGAUCGAACCAUUACUACAGCUCACUCUCGAUCAAAAUCGGAUCAUCUCCACCCGGAGUACCGCCUUAGAGUGUUUGAUCACCCUCAUCGAAUCUCGCUCGCCAGCCUAUAACUUAGCCCCUAGCUUGAACUGGCUUAACCCGGUCUUUCGCGCCUUAGUCAAUUUGAUGGCCGAAAUCGAUGAAGACGAGCAUUGGUCUUCAAGUCUCGAUGGGGAUGAAGAAGACCAAGAUGCGAUUUACAUUCAAGCGGAACAGGCUCUCGAUCGUUUAACCCAAGAGGUCGCUAAAACUCAUUGCGACCAACUCUUCGAACUCAUCCUAUCUGCCGUUCAACCACCCCUUCCGGCUUCAUGGAAGGCCAAGCAUGCUCUACUCUCAGUCAUUGCGGUCACGGGCGAUGGACUUGCCGAAUCUUUCUCACUUGCUACUGAGCAGAUUUACCACGUCCUCCAAGCUGGCUUUGAUGAUCCUCAUCCAAGAGUAAUCUAUGCCGCAAUCUAUGCUAUCGCCCAACUUGCAUCCCCAUUGAAGAUCACCUUUUCAACUAAGCCAGUACAUCAGCAAGUCUUGUCCUGGCUUCUCCGAUGCCUCGAAAACACUUCCCAGCCACGUCUUCAAGCGUUUUCAGCAAAGGCGUUGAUCAACGUCCUAUGGGACGACGGAUUUCGCAAGGUCGAGAUCGCAGACGAGAUGGUCGGACCGCUCUUAGCCCGUCUGAUAUCCUUGUGCGAGUCGAACUACAGUGAUCGUAGAUCGCUCUCCAACAAAAUCCGGCUGGAUGCCCUUGACGCAAUCGGCAAGCUGUUCGGUUCUAUGAGUCAACAAGGUGCACUGGCAUUCUUCGACACCACUAUCUCCACUCUGCGAAAAUUAAUGGAGGAAGUCGAUCUUGCUCGCGCGGCCGCGAGAAGUGACGGGUGUGAGCUUUAUGAUGAAGAGAUGGACGAGACUGAGCUGAAAGUCUUUGAAGCGAUCAGUCGUCUCGCUAUGACAAGCGGCGAGCAAAGGUUUGAUGCUGAUGCAGAUUGGUGGGCUAGUCGAAUGUUGAACGUUUUAGAGUUACGGCCACAAGGACAAACCAGGAUUUUAAGCUCGUUGGCCGGACUCUCGGGUGGGAUGAAUGCUGACCGGUUUGUCAAUCAGGGAUUCCUGACAAUCCUCAUCGACCGCUUGAUCAAAAUUUGUCACGCAAAACCCGAUAUCUCGAUUUCCGCGCUGCUUGACGAUUGUCAUGAAUUUGAUGACCGACAAUGGGAAUCGGUAGUCAUUGGAGAACAAACCUUCGGAAUCAAAUCGGCAGAACUAGCUGAUAAGGAACUAUCGCUCAAGACGCUGAUUCUUUUGGCUAGUAACAUUGGCGCUCGGUUGAUUCCUCACUGUGAUCAAAUCGUCGCCGCCGUCAUUCCCUUACUAAAGUUUUAUUUCAGUGAUGAGGUUCGAGAGUCUGCAAUGGUGUUACUGCCUCUGCUGGUUCAAAGUGCCAAAGCGUCUGGCAUGGCCGUCCAACAAGUCGAAGGAGUAUCAACGAGCUUUUGCGAUUCAAUCAGGCUUGCAUUCAGUGCUGAGACAUUAGAUGCGGGCAAUCUGGCCGACAGUUUAUUGAUGGCCUGGGCGGAAUGCGCAGGAUACCAAGCCCCAUCGCAAGAGGAAGUGAAACAGAUGGCCGAAGCGUGUUGUGAGCGGAUCCGGCGGGUGAUAGCAGAUGGGACAGGUGGGGAUGAUGAGGAACGCGAGGAGGGACUCCGUCGUCUCUUUACAGGAAUCUCGCGCGUCCUGAGAAUCUCGGUCGGAAUGAAUCCCGAGUGGAUGUGGUCCCAUCUCAACGAGCGGGUCGUCGAUUGGACCCGGAUCGUCGAUCCUGAACCGUCGGCUAUCUCGAUCGGCUUGAAAAGGCUCGGCUUCCGUCUCGUCGGCGCAUUCGUUAAGUUUUAUUCCUCCACCGCCGGGCCUGAGUUGAUCGAAAAAGUUGGCGAGCAUAUCUUGCUAGGUUUCACCCAUCAAGAUGAAUGUGUAAGAGGUCUUGCUCCUUUUAUCGUCGGUUUAUGUGCCGAAAGGAACGGGGAAAGUCCCAAGCCAGUUUACGUGGAGCUAAUCAAAUCUUCGAUGAAUCUUUUGGUCACCGGCUUACAAGUCAACUCUCGCUCUACUGGCACUCGAGCCGGGACAUUUGGUGAAGCGGCUCAAGUCGCUCGAGAGAACUGUGUUUCGGCAUUGGCGAAGAUUGUUAGGAAUCCUGAAGGCCUUGUGAUCGAGGUUGAUAAAAUCUUGCCCCAAUGGAUCGAUGCCUUACCGAUCGAGAUAGAUGUAGAGGAAGUUGAACCGAGUUAUGGCUUGUUACUAGAGCUGAUUGCACGUGGACAUGAAUCGGUUGAUCCUACGAAGAACGAGAUUUGUCGGAUCGAGCAAGUCAUCCAAUCCCUCCUUUCGGCCAUCAUGAACGACUCGAUCACCUUCGAGUGCCGCAACUCUUUGUCGGUCGCCCUCAGGGCUUAUCUCUCUCAGCUCCCCCCUCAGAUCAUCGAACUCAAGAACAAUGGCCAGCUCCCCCAGGACUCAGUCUGGACUCGAUUGGACGACUUUUUGGCUGGUCACGCUCCCAACUCUACUUAAAUAUAUAUCAGUCUUUUGUUAUCCUUUCAAUUUAUUCAACAUGUGCUUAGUUUGAGCUUUAGAGUUUUUUUUUUUUUUUUGGUUUCGGAUUGGUUAUUAGGGAGUCACACUCCUUUUUUAGUUUUUCUGAUGUCUGUUGUCUUUCGGUUUUACGAAUUGAUUCAUCAAAAUAUCAAGAUAUUACAUAUCUCUCUUUUCCUUUCUGGCUGGAGAUGCUUGAUACAGAUCAAUGAUUG
This is a messenger RNA of Puccinia graminis f. sp. tritici CRL 75-36-700-3, 3750 nucleotides long. RefSeq lists its product as uncharacterized. NCBI's taxonomy places the organism in Eukaryota, Fungi, Basidiomycota, Pucciniomycetes, Pucciniales, Pucciniaceae. The record is from RefSeq and is a predicted model, not a curated record. Gene Ontology annotation, molecular function: nuclear import signal receptor activity; small GTPase binding. Gene Ontology annotation, biological process: protein import into nucleus. The coding region runs from base 116 to 3514 and encodes 1132 amino acids. The transcript is spliced from 14 exons. Gene Ontology annotation, cellular component: nucleus; cytoplasm.